CUCGGCCCCGGCGGACGGCGGGACGCGGCGGCGGCGGCGGCGGCGGCGGCGGCUCCGGCGACAUGUGCGGCCAGCGGGGAGGCAUCUGGCUGGCUCUGGCCGCGGCGCUGCUGCACGUGUCCCUGCAAGGCGAGUUCCAGAGGAGGCUGUACAAGGAGCUGGUCAAGAACUACAACCCGCUGGAGAGGCCGGUGGCCAACGACUCGCAGCCGCUCACCGUGUACUUCUCCCUGAGCCUCCUGCAGAUCAUGGAUGUGGAUGAGAAGAACCAAGUUUUAACCACCAACAUUUGGCUACAAAUGUCUUGGACAGAUCACUAUUUGCAGUGGAACAUGUCUGAGUACCCCGGAGUGAAAAAUGUUCGUUUUCCAGAUGGCCAGAUAUGGAAACCAGACAUUCUCCUCUAUAACAGUGCAGAUGAACGCUUUGAUGCCACAUUCCACACCAACGUCUUGGUGAAUGCAUCUGGGCAUUGCCAGUAUCUCCCUCCAGGCAUAUUCAAGAGCUCCUGCUACAUCGAUGUACGCUGGUUCCCUUUUGAUGUGCAGCAGUGCAAACUGAAGUUUGGGUCCUGGUCCUAUGGAGGGUGGUCCUUGGACCUGCAGAUGCAAGAGGCAGAUAUCAGCAGCUAUAUCCCCAAUGGAGAAUGGGAUCUCAUGGGAAUCCCUGGCAAAAGGAAUGAGAAGUUCUAUGAAUGCUGCAAAGAGCCAUACCCAGAUGUCACCUACACAGUAACCAUGCGCCGUAGGACACUCUACUAUGGCCUCAACCUGCUCAUCCCUUGUGUGCUCAUUUCAGCCCUGGCUUUGCUGGUAUUCUUGCUGCCUGCAGACUCUGGAGAGAAAAUCUCUCUUGGAAUAACUGUCUUACUUUCUCUGACUGUCUUCAUGCUGCUUGUGGCUGAGAUCAUGCCAGCAACAUCUGAUUCCGUGCCCUUGAUAGCACAGUACUUCGCCAGCACCAUGAUCAUCGUGGGCCUCUCUGUGGUGGUGACAGUGAUUGUGCUGCGAUAUCACCACCAUGACCCUGAUGGUGGCAAAAUGCCUAAGUGGACCAGGAUCAUUCUUCUGAAUUGGUGUGCAUGGUUUCUGCGCAUGAAGAGGCCGGGAGAGGACAAGGUACGGCCGGCUUGUCAGCACAAGCCUCGGCGCUGCAGCCUGGCCAGUGUGGAGCUGAGUGCAGGUGCUGGGCCCCCCACCAGCAAUGGCAACCUGCUCUACAUUGGCUUCCGAGGCCUGGAGGGCAUGCACUGUGCCCCAACUCCAGACUCUGGGGUCGUGUGUGGUCGUUUGGCCUGCUCCCCAACACAUGAUGAGCACCUCAUGCACGGUACGCACCCCUCUGAUGGGGACCCCGACCUGGCCAAGAUCCUGGAGGAGGUCCGCUACAUCGCCAACCGCUUCCGCUGCCAGGAUGAGAGUGAGGUGAUCUGCAGUGAGUGGAAGUUUGCGGCCUGUGUGGUGGACCGCUUGUGCCUCAUGGCCUUUUCGGUUUUUACCAUCAUCUGCACCAUCGGCAUCCUCAUGUCAGCCCCAAACUUUGUGGAGGCUGUGUCCAAAGACUUUGCUUAAUGUUAUCAUGUAGGAAAUACACAGAUAAGAAGAGAAUCUGGAGGACGAGAAUUGGGGUCCUAACUCAAUAUUGUAAUAAAUGGAAGAACUCCGAGGUAUCCCUGUAGCUGUCGGUCUUGAGAUUUAUUUCCCUGGUUACUUUAACUAAAAAGAUCCCAGCAGCUUCUGUUUACUUUUCUUACACCCAUCACUGUCAUAUCAUUGUACUCGGCAGGGGCACCAUGUGGUCAUUUGCCCACUCUGGAUAGCCCUACAGGGUAGAUCUUAAUGGCUCUAGUAGCCCAGUAGAGAGGCCUGUCCAGUUGGUGUCACAUGCCUGUAUGCCCCUUGUCAUGGGCUCACCUGAGAAUAGGCUGUCUGCCUUUGCCAUGCACAGACCCAGUCUGAAACCAAUCCAGAGCACUUCUCACUGGAUCCAUUUCAACAGCUGCCUUGCAAAAGGAAGUCAAAUUCAAAUACAAACUACAAACCUCUCUGCUACUUACUUUCUCUGUGAUUUAACUUACAUCUGUCUAUCUAUCUAUCUAUCUAUCUAUCUAUCUAUCUAUCUAUCUUUGUCUUUACCAAUGUCAACUUUAUACCAGGGAGAAAGUUGGCCUUCUAAAUGAUGUUUUGCAGGCUAAUUCCUGUAGAUGUGUCCUAACAAUUAAAUUAUCACACAGGUUGUGUCAGUUCAAAACUAGGACUCACCCUAGCCAAAAGGAUUUUGAGGCUUUGGACCCUGUAGAUGUUAGAUGACCUCCAAGCUUCAUGCUGCUUCCUUGUCCUGAGAAGUUAAAUGAAUUUGUUUGUACAAAACCUGAAAGGCAAAUAGAGUUCUGAGUGUUAACUAAGGAGUAGCUGGAGCUUAUCUGAACUUUGUGUGUGUGUGUGUGUGUGUGUGUGUGUGUGUGUGUGUGUGUUGAAAAUAGAAGCGUGUUUGUUGCUCUGCAUGUCAGACUCCACAAGUCUUAGAAGUUUGUGCAUUAGUACUGCUGCGCACCAAGUGGAAAUACCCUUUAGGGAAGCAGUUUAGUCCCCUCUGGGCUCCUGUGUGACAGGAGCUAUGGAAAAAUGAUGUUGCUGAUCACUCAUCUAGAUACAAAGCUGGUUGUCUCAGGAUUUGGCUUCUGAGGAUCUGCCUUCCUGUGGUUUCAGAUACAAAGCUCACUUGGGGUCAGUGCAUGGAUUCACUGGAGAUGGGGUAGGGGUUUGUAUGUUUUUGUUUUUUUUCCUUCUUCUGAGCUAGGGUCCCUCUGGCUGUAUAGCUCAUACCAAUCUGUUUGCACUUCGCAUCUUUAUUUGUUAAUGAGCUGAGAGUAUUUUUCCCCAAGAAAAGCUUUUCCUGUUUGAUAGUGUUGUUGAACUUCUAGGGGAUUUAAACUACACGACACUUCUGAAGCUCCCAGAAAUUUUAAGCCUCUGACUCCAGAAAUGAAAUCAUGAGAGAAGGUUAGAUUUCUCAGAAUAACAAAAUCAAACCAAACAAAAAUUCACAUUUUCCCAGCCAUUAAUUUCACUAUAGGAAGAUGAAGGCUUGGUGGUACCCUGUGUGUAUGUGGGCAUGUGCAUGUAUGCACUCUGUGUGCGCGUGUGUGUGUGUGUGUGUGUGUGUGUGUGUGUGUGUGUGUGUUUGGCUGAAGAGAGGAGAUAGUAUAGAGUGACAUGAAUAAAUCUGGAGACUGUUGAUUUUAGCACCCACCAUCUGGAGCAGGGUUAUUCCCAGCAUGCAUCUGUUGCAUACAUUAUCAACAAAUGAUAUAAAAUAUUUUGCUGGUAUUAUGCUUUUUGAUUAAAGUAACUAGAAACAAAUAGAUAUGUUUUGAUACCUAAAGACCAGGCUUUGUGUCUUACUGUUAAAAACUGAACCCUAGCCAUUGCUUUGACUAUCUGAGUAAUUAGUGUCAUUAUAAAAGUAAUGAUAAAGAAUAGCUGUGCUCAUAGUUAGGUGUAUAUGGUUCAAAAUAGUCUCUCCUUGCUUCCGUUUCCUCCUAGGGACAGUUUUAGAGGAAAAGAAAGGAAAGGUGGGAACAGAGAGAGGGAGGAGAACAUGGAGAGAUUUUGUUGUUGCUUUCCUAGAAGUCAUGUUUGAAAGGUGCUAGGCGCCUAGUCUUUUGUCCUAGAGAGCUUUCCAUAAUGGUCUAAAGGUCUACCUCAUUCUUCUUAAUAUUUGCUUAGAGUUCCCCUCCAUUGGUGGUUUAUAAUCUAUUGGAUCAGCCUUUUAGUGAUGAACACAUAGCUGGCUGCAACAUUUCCAAGUUUUAUUUUUAUACACAAGUCUAUAGUUAGCAUUUUGGUGCAUAAUUUGCCAAAGUUUCUGUGUAUAAAUUCCAGUUUAGAAAUGGAACUAUUGGAUCUAAGACUAUGUGAGACUUUAGAUAAGUGCAUUGAGAUGGUCCUCCAUGAACCGGUCAGUGGAUGCCCCUAUCCAAAGUUAAAGGAUCAGAUUCUCAGCUUUAUGCUGUUAAAUGUUUUCAAAUUUAAUUUUCUCUUCCCAGUCUGACAGGUAAAAAUGAUGAGGCAAAACCAUUCUGAUUUUAGUUCAUUUAACCAUGAGCAA
Mus caroli (Ryukyu mouse) is the source of this 4110-nucleotide messenger RNA. RefSeq names its product cholinergic receptor nicotinic alpha 7 subunit (gene Chrna7). The record is from RefSeq and is a predicted model, not a curated record. Gene Ontology annotation, cellular component: postsynaptic membrane. Gene Ontology annotation, biological process: monoatomic ion transmembrane transport. NCBI's taxonomy places the organism in Eukaryota, Metazoa, Chordata, Mammalia, Rodentia, Muridae. Gene Ontology annotation, molecular function: acetylcholine-gated monoatomic cation-selective channel activity; transmembrane signaling receptor activity.